This is a messenger RNA of Penicillium olsonii, 1893 nucleotides long. NCBI's taxonomy places the organism in Eukaryota, Fungi, Ascomycota, Eurotiomycetes, Eurotiales, Aspergillaceae. The record is from the annotation of a GenBank genome assembly.
AUGUGCCACCACACCUACCACCACUACCCUAGCUGCGGACACAUCUCCAACUGGAGCAUGACCAGCUGCCAGGAGUAUACUAACAAGCUCCGUCUGGCCGGACCAGACCGCAGCGCAUUGUGCGAGGCCAUCGCCACCUCCCACGAUCUCCUCGAACCCACCCAGCCAAACAUGUGCGUCAAGUGCGAGGCCGAAUGGGCUGCCAACGUCACAGAGCCCGGUACCCCGGAGACAGACCAGGUUAUGGAAGGUUUGAACCACACCGGAAACAUCUUUGAAGUCGAGGCGCGCAUGGUGAGUAUUCCUGACUGCGAUUCGGACGAUGAUAGGGAAACGAUCAGUGGCGACGAUGACAGUCACCAGCUCUUUCUGAAUGCUAUCUGCUGUGAGGAACCGCGGACUUUCUACUCGGAUUCUACGGAAUCUACCAGUGAUGCGAAGUCUGAAAGCGAGUCCGUGUUCUCGCAGAAAAGCAGUGAGAAACUAUUUACUUUCUAUGACGAUAGCUCUUCGAUUGACGAGUAUCUAGGGUUGUCUGAGCGUACAGAAUCUGACACAGAAGUCGAUGAUCAUUGCGCAGUCAUCCGAGAUCCUGAGACCAUAGACUGGGACAGCUUCAAUGUCGAGACAUUUGGCCUAGGCAACAUUCUUGCUGAGAUCCCGAUCCCCCCAGAGCCAGAGACAGCCACUAACGACCAGGACGAUGAGUUCCCUGCAAUUCUUGACCAGGAUGACAUCCCGGAGAUUAACCUAACCAGCAUCCAGGAGCGCAUCGAAGCAACCAUCCGCAAGCGCCUAGCAGAAAAAGAGGAGCCCCAAACCCACGCCACCAACCUAUCCCACCUCCUCGACGUAGCCCUCUUAGAAAAAGACAAGAAUGACCGCCGCGAGCGCGACGCCGCACAGGGCAUCGAAGAAGACCCGCACCUCUGGGACACCGAGUCCCUCAACGAUCUAUUCACCCGUCCAGCAGGACCACUUAAAAUCUACACCGACGCCAGCGACGUCUCGCCACGCACCCAGGUGCGCAGCCCACGCCCCGCAGGACCACAGCCUAGAAUGCACAUCUACCGGGGCAGCAUGUUCUGCGAACGCGAGGUAGCCCAGUCGCGCGGUCUACGGAAUAUCCGAGGCGAGGAAGGCGACUGGGAAGGCGAGAUGCGCGCCUUUUCAGCCGAUGACGCACACCAGAUGGGUCUACUGGAUCCAGUGCACGUCCGCGGAUGCUGCGACGAGCGACCGGCAGAAUGGCACGCGUAUUACGGGCUGAUGCGCGCGGACUCGGAGUUCGAGGCUGAGAGGCGCCAUUUGGAGAAUAUUCAGCGCGUGCCUGGUUGCGAUGAUCGGUUCUACGGGAGUAUUCUGGCUGAUGAUCUGGGACACGCUAGGGCGAUGGGUGUUUCGAAUGCGAAGCAUCUUUGGGGCUGUUGUGUUGAGGGCGAGGUGGAUAUGCCGCGGGCUGUGAAACAUCGCUAUAAUGGGGUUAUGGAUGCAAUUUCCCGGCAGGAGGUGGUGGAUAAGGGGUUGUUGGAUGCGACGCCGGUGCCAGGUGAAUGUGGUGAUUACUAUGGGGGAUUGUUUUCAGGGUAUCUUGUUGUCGAGUGUGAAUUGGAUGCCUGGAAUAUGGAUCUGAGGGAAAUUGAACACGCUGCCGACUGUUGUGCCGACGGUUGUGCCGAGGCCGAGCCUGUGUCCUCGUGCACGUUCUUUGGGUAUAUGUUUGCCCACACUGAACAGGAGGUUCUCGAUCGGGGACUGCAGUGCGUGCUUUUGGAGCCGGGCUACGACAAGAAAUGGUCAGGCAACUUGCAGGCUCGUUCGGUGGAGGAAGCUGAGGCGAUGGGGCUAUUGAAGGCGUCGCAGAUCAACUGGGGAUUGAUCCUUAGCCAGUGA